Zychaea mexicana is the source of this 1219-nucleotide messenger RNA. RefSeq lists its product as uncharacterized. The coding region runs from base 289 to 1053 and encodes 254 amino acids. The record is from RefSeq and is a predicted model, not a curated record. Lineage: Eukaryota; Fungi; Mucoromycota; Mucoromycetes; Mucorales; Lichtheimiaceae. The transcript is spliced from 4 exons.
CUUCUAAAUCGCUUGCUCCUUCCUUUCUUGUAAUAAUAUCGCGCUAAAAGAAUGCCUGAUUAUCAAAAAGCUACAACACUUCGAUACCUCGACACACGAGAAAGCAAAUUAAUAUACGUUGGGAAUAUAGAUCCUGACUAUUGUGUUUUUCAUGGCAGCGCUCAGGUACAGUUUCAUACCUCUUAGAAAACUUCUAUCAUAACCAUUCAGGUACAACUAGGCACAGCAGUCGCUAAUCUCUUUUCUUUGCACGUACCUAUAUCCCAUCAGGGUGGGUACCUCGUUGCAAUGGCGAUGGAUGCUAUUCUACGAUAUACACCCGACCGACGUAUUGUCGCGGUGAACUCGUUCUUUUUCAAACCUGGUAAUGCAGGUCCAUGCAUUGUGGAAGUGAAAGAGCUCAAAUCUAGCGAGCGGAAUUUUUGUGUUGCUCAAGUUGUUCUCAAGCAACAUCAACAACCGCAACAGCAACUAUUAUCCAGCAUUGACGACUACAAUCCAUCAUUAUACACUGCCAAGCUUCACACUAUCAUAACUACAGCAAGUAGUAGUUACGAUAGUGCAUCGUUUCAUAUCAUGAACAACGAUCCAGCUUCGCCUGUGUUCGACAACAAUAUGCAGCCUAGUCCUAUUAUGGAACUCUUUUUGCGUGCAUCCGAUGUCAUCACCAUUUACGAGAACCACGAGCGCAGUUACGAAGGAGAAGUUUGGCAUGCACUUGAAUGGCCACAUACAAGUGAUGGACAGCAACUGAUUGACAUCAAAAGCCUUGCCUGUUUCGCUGACCUAUUAAAUAUCACUAAACCAUAUGCCCAACAUAACGAGCUGGUACGAUUGCCGAGAAUGACGCUCCAAAUGGAGAUCAAAUUCCGUCCACUUCCAGUAAACCCAAUCCAGCGUGUACUAGCUAAAGUUAUUAUGAGUGAUCUCAUUGAUGGCUUUAUAAAUGGGGAUGUGUGGCUAUUUGAUCAGAAUGGUUAUUUACUUGCUAAUGUGAGACAUCAAAUGGCAGUUGAAACGGCGCAGCCAGCCAAGAAAAAAGCGAACUUAUAGAACUCUUUUAUAUAUAAACUUGCCUAUCCACCACAAGCAACGUUUCGAUAACCUUUAAACAUCAUUGUUUCUUUUUACUUGUGGCUGUAUUGAUGAACUGUUUACAUCGGUGUGGGGAUAUUGAACGAUGAAAGGAGCGGGAGCUGUAUAUGUGAUUACAUCAUAG